Molecule: messenger RNA, 4095 nt
Organism: Salpingoeca rosetta
Lineage: Eukaryota; Choanoflagellata; Craspedida; Salpingoecidae
Product: TKL protein kinase
Exons: 4
Coding region: 1-4095 (1364 amino acids)
Biological process (GO): protein phosphorylation
Molecular function (GO): protein binding; protein kinase activity; ATP binding
Source: RefSeq, a predicted model, not a curated record
AUGAAUUGUUGUUCUGUGGCAGACGCAGACGAUGCUGUGCGUCGUCGUGCUGAUGGUGCUCCGGUAACAGCAGUCAGAACAACAGCGGCAGCACAGGUUGACCUGUGCUCACGGGUCGACCUGAGCUUGGCGCACAUCAUCCACACCCUGCACGAUUCCGGCGCUGUGAUCAUCGACGACGCCUGGCACAAGCACUCGCCUCCAGCGAGUCGAGCACAGGCCAAAGACCAGCACACCACCUGGCCUGGAAGCCCUCGUUUUGGUGCUGCUGCUGCUGCUGCUGCUGGUGGUGGUGGUGGUGGCACAGCCGCAGAUGGCGGCACGACAAACAACCCCACACCGCAGCCGCACGUCGACAUUGCUCCCAUUCAAGAAAUGAUGCGGACGCUUGGCUGUGACAGAAGCCUUGAUGGCCGUGAUGGCCCAAGCCUUUCCGCCCUCAGCAUGCCCCUCCACCGGGUGGCAAACGGCACGCCUGCACAGGAUGAACAGGAGUCCGUGAAGCCUGCACCCACCACGCGCCCGCGUUCCCAACGUGCAUGCAGGCAACGCAGGAACGCAGAGCCACCCUCAGCCAUGCUCACAGGGGAGUGCCCGAUCCAAGCCGUCGUGAACGGCACGUGCGCCGGAGCGGACGACAGGGGGGUGUUGCACAUUGUUGUGGAGAAAAACCCCGACCAACCCGACGACCCCAUCGCACUGGACGAGAGCACCAACGCCGCCACCCUCCUCGCCAUCUCCGUCCCUGUAAGGCACCUUGUCCUGCGCAACAAUAUCAGCAACAGCGUCUUGACCUGGGUCCUGACCAAUGGCAACUGGGCCAACCUGACCCGGCUUGAGCUGCGGGGUUUGGAGCUUGACACCCUCGACUUCCGCAACUUCAACGCACUGCCCAGCCUGGUGCGCAUCGAUGUCUUCAACUCAGCCUCCGUGUCGCGCAUCAGCACAAAGGGAUUUCGCUUCGCGUCCCAGCUGCAGCGCCUGCACCUUCGCAGCAAUGACCUUGCCACACUGGACCCAGACGCCUUUGACCUCAUGACUGCCCUGUUCAGUCUGGAUCUGGGCGUAAACAGGCUGCAGGAGCUGCCACCCAACAUCUUUCGGCGGCUCACCGCCCUCGACCGCCUCUUCCUCGACUCCAACCUCAUCUCGCACGUGCCAGCCGGCACAUUCCACCCGCUGACGCAGCUCACCUUCCUGACGCUGCGAGGCAACGACCUGACCCACGUCGACAGCGACAUGUUCACCCGCCUCCACCGCGUGCACCACUUUGUUCUCAGCGACAACCCGAUCCGCACCAUCCAACCCGGCGCCUUCAACAACCUCACCAGCAUGCGCAACUUCGAGUUGAGGGACACGCUGGUGGCACGCCUACCGCCACACCCCUUCACCUUCAUGCAGCGCCUCACGGCACUGGAGCUCUCCUCCAACACAUUGACAGCGCUGCCCGCAGACGUGUUCCACGGCCUGAGCCGGAUGACCCGCAUCCUGCUCAGCCACAACCGCAUCACGUCUCUCCACCCGCACACCUUCCGCAACCUCACCUUCCUCAAGUCUGUUUCCUUGGACAAGAACAAGCUGACCAGCCUUCACCGCGACUUGUUUGUCGACGCCAGGCAUCUCAAUGUGCUCAGUUGCCAGUCAAACCUCCUCACAUCUCUGCCACGCGACAUCUUCCGCGGCAACACGGCGCUGCGCUUCCUCCUCCUGGGCGCCAACUUCUUCACAUCCCUGGACGGCGUGUUCGACGCUGUCACGGACCUGCGUGCGCUGGCGCUUGAGCGCAACUUGCUCACGUCCAUCCACUUCGACGUGCCCCUGCCCCAGCUCGUUGGCAUCACGCUCAAUGACAACCGCAUCACCCGCCUGCCCAACCUCGACGUGAUUCCCCGCAUCAACACCCUCAGCCUCCGCAACCAUCGCAUCCGAAACAUCCCCAUGGCUGAAGUACUGGCCCACGUCAGCCUGCGCGUGCUUGAGCUCGUCGCCGCACCGGACGUUGGCUCCGUGGCCCACCUUGACCUGGACGCCUUCCAGCCCGACCUGUCCACCAUCCGUGUGGAGACGCUGCGGCUGGGCAACGUAGACAUCACGCCCAUGCUUCCCAUUGUGGACGCCCUGACACGCAGCAGUACUCCUUUGCAGCUGGAGGUCCUUCAAAUGGGCUGGCCCGGGCUCGACGAGAGUGUGCUGCCGUUGUCCACAAUCUGCACAUUGCUUGCAAGCAACGUGGAGGAGCUGGGCCUCAUCAACACGGGCUACCGCUCCCUGGACCUGUGCAGAGGCCGGAAGUUCAAGUCCGUCUUCCUGCAGAACAAUCGCCGCCUGCAAUCGCUUUCCAUCCACAGCAGCCUGUCCCACCUCAACGUGUCCGGGUGCCAUCAGCUGACACAGAUGACAGCGCCGACAAUCGACAUUCUUGACAUCACCGGCACGCGGUUGCGCCCCUCCUCUGCUCUGUGCAGGCGUUGGGGUCGGACGAUGCUCUUUGCCAAACGCAUCUCGGAGGACCUGUUCAACACGGUGCAUGGGCUGUCCACACUUGCAAGGUGUCUAGCAACGCUCAGCGUGCUCGAUGUGUCGGACAAUGCGUGGAUCGACAACGCACGCGAGACGGAGAGCAGCAUCGGCGUUGUGACGGCGCUGUCAGACGACGCGCACCUCGACGUCAACGGCUUUGUGGUCCCGUUUCGACCCAACCCGCCCCUGUUUCAGCUCACAAACGCGGCCAUCCAAUGCAACUUGGAGCUGAGCAGCGAAAGCUUGCACCAGGGCGGGGCCACAUCCCCUGUGAUCGUGUAUGCGUUCCGUUGCACGUGCGCACGCGGUUUCAAGAUGACGUCAGGUGGGCGGUGUGUGUUCGACGAGCCAGAUAUUGCCGGCAUUGCCGCUGCCUCCGUGAUUGGCGGCCUUGGCAUUGGCCUGCUCAUGGCGUGGCUGUCACGCCGCUACCGUGGCCUGACCAAGCGCAUCGGCCUGCAGGAGCAGCUGCUAGUGGAACGAGACGAGGAGGUGAUGGCGCUGAAGAAGGCGUGGGAGAUUGAGUACGAUGAGCUGAGGAUGAUCAAGCGUGUUGCUGCGGGCGCGUUUGGCGUUGUGUUCAAGGCAGAGUGGGACACAGUCACAGUAGCAGUGAAGGUGCUGCAGCAAGGGGUGAUGAUGUUUGACGAGAGCACGGUGUUGGAGUUUGAGAAGGAGGUGGAGUUCCUGCAGCGGACACGUCAUCCGCACGUGGUGCGGUUCUUUGGCGCGGGGACAGACCCCAACGGCAGCCCGUUCCUGGUGCUGGAGUUUGUGGCGAUGGGAUCACUGAAGGACCUGUUGGGCAAGGACAUGGAGCAGGUGCUGAUGGAGGUGGAGGCGCGGAGUACUGAGGGCGAUGGUGAGGACGAUGUGCUUGUGGUGGGAGACACAAGCAAGGAGGGUGGUGGUGACCGGGUGUGGGCACUGAAGCUGCGGCUGCUGCGUGACGUUGCGAGCGGCAUGGCAUUUAUCCACAGCCUCGACCAAGUGCACAGGGAUCUGAAGAGCGGGAAUGUGCUGGUGUCGGCGCGGCUGAGAGCCAAGAUCACGGACUUUGGAUCCAUUCGCCAGUGCCUCGCUGGCGGCUCUUCCGCUUCCUCCUCAUCCACGACAGCAACAACAGCAACCACGGCCAUGACAGCAGAAGCAGCAGCACAUGCUGAUGACCUGACGUACUCGCAGGCGGCGGGCACGGCGACGAUGAACCCGAGCAUGACGAUGACGGCUGGUGUGGGGACGCCGCUGUACAUGGCGCCGGAGGUGCUGUUGGGCGACAAGUACAACGCCAAGGCAGACGUGUUCAGCUUUGGGGUGCUGAUGUGGGAGGUGGCAACGCAGCGUGUGCCUGACUUGAUUGAGCAGGAGAAAGGAAGCGACUUCCGUGGUCCCAUGCUUGCCACACUCAGCAAGCUCUUGCAGGACGGGAAACGUCUCGAGUUUGCUUCUCGCGGCGGCACUGGCGACGCUGCUUCGACUCGUCCGCCCUUGGUGUUCCAUGAGCUCGCUCGCCAGUGCAUGGACAGGCUACCGCGUGUUCGCCCCUCCUUUGAAGAGCUCUGCGCUCGUCUCUGA